CGACACUUUUGGCUCUGCCUGUGACAGAGUGUGUAUCGGGGGCGCGCUGCGUGUGCGUGCAUGUGUGUGUGUGAGUGUGUGAGAGAGUGAGUGAGAGAGAGAGAGAGAGAGAGAGAGAGAGUGUGUAUGUGUGUGUAUAUGUCUCCUGGCCGAGCUUCUCUGCAGCUGCGACUCUUCAAUGGACCUCAUUGUCGCGGUGUCGCGCUCGUAGGCGUGCGGGAACCUCGCGUGCACAAACCUCGCGUGCGGGAAGCUCGCGUGCGCGGCGGACGCUCCGGGUGUGCGUGUGUGUUUUUUUGCGUUGCGCGUGGCACCAUCCGGGACGCAGCGGGUACCUGCUACACUCCUUUUUAUUUUUAAAAUCUUUCUUUCUUUCUUCUUCUGUUUGGAGAAAUCACCGAGAGAGAGAAAGAGAGAGGUUUUAAACUCGGACCACGGGAUCCUGGGGCUUUGCGUUAACACCGGGUGCACGCGCGCGGAGGUGAAGGAUUGGCAUUCCCGAUUCAGCCGUGAUCAACAUCCACUUCUCCUGAGGUCUGUGUCAUCAAUCACGGCUGCCCCUCAUCUCCACUGAGAACAAACUCUGGAACAAACCGUCCGCUGCUGGAUAUCUUGUGCCUCUUUGUCACCCCCACAUCGAUUUUUCUGCUCUUCGUUUUUCUCCUCCGGCCCACACCAUGAGCAGGAGGAGCCCUGGGGUGUGGAGUGGACUGACGGCGCUCGGCAUGUUGGUGCUGGUCCAGUGGGCGGGCAGCUGUUGGGCCAUGACGCUGAACUCGGUUGCUCUGCGUCCGGUACCAGACGCACCACUCAGAGAGGAGGAUGAGGACACUAGGGUACUCCAUAGGCACAAGAGGAACUGGGUAUGGAACCAGUUCUUUGUCUUGGAGGAGUACACUGGAGACGAUCCUCUCUACGUUGGAAAGCUUCACUCAGACGUGGAUAAAGGUGAAGGCAGGAUAAAGUAUGUCCUCAACGGUGAAGGAGCCACCACCAUUUUCACCAUCGACGAGAACACAGGCGACAUCCAUGCCACCAAACGGCUGGACCGCGAGGAGCAAGCCUACUACACACUCCGCGCUCAGGCCCGCGACCGCGCCACCAACCUGCCCGUCGAACCCGAGUCCGAAUUCGUCAUCAAGGUCCAGGACAUCAACGACAACGAGCCUCGCUUCCCAGACGGACCGUACCAAGCUCAAGUGCCUGAAAUGUCUCCAGUGGGGACGUCGGUGGUGGAGGUGAAAGCGACAGACGCGGACGAUCCCACGUACGGAAACAGCGCCAGAGUCGUCUAUAGCAUCCUGGAAGGCCAGCCGUAUUUCUCAGUGGAACCCAAGACAGGUAUUGUGAGGACGGCGCUGCCCAACAUGGACCGCGAGGCGAGGGAUCAGUACUUGCUCGUCAUCCAGGCUAAGGACAUGGGCGGUCAGAUGGGCGGGCUCUCGGGAACCACGUCCGUCACCGUCACCUUAACCGAUGUGAACGACAAUCCUCCACGAUUUUCAAGAAAAUCCUAUCAGUUCAGCGUGCCUGAGUCGCUGCCUGUGGCUUCCGUGGUGGCCAAGAUAAAGGCCUUGGAUGCAGACGUGGGCCCCAACGCUGAGAUGGAGUACAGAAUUAUCGAAGGAGACGGCCUCGGGGUUUUCAGGGUCGAGCCAGACAAAGACACUCAGGAAGGAGUCAUAACUCUACUGAAAGGUCUGGACUUUGAAACCAAGUCGAGCUACACUUUAAAAAUCGAAGCAUCCAACAAACACAUGGAUCCUCGCUUCCGAGCUCAGGGGCCAUUCAGCGACACGGCGAUGGUCAGGCUGGUGGUGGAGAACGUGGACGAGCCACCCGUGUUCGCCGCGUCCAUCAGCAGGAUGGUGGUUUCUGAAGCGGCUAAAGUGGGCACCAUCAUCGGCACGGUUUCCGCCACGGACCCUGACUCCACCAACAGCCCCAUCAGGUACUCGAUCGACCGGAACACGGAUCUGGAGCGUUUCUUCAACAUCGAAGCGGCGAGCGGAGUCAUCAGCACGGCUAAGCCUUUAGACCGAGAGAUGAACGCCGUGCACAACAUCACCAUCCUCGCCAUUGAAAGCCUGGACCCCUCGCAGGUGGGGAAAGGAAUCACCCUGAUCACGGUGAUGGAUGUCAACGAUAACGCUCCCGUCUUCGCCAUAGAGUACGAGACGUUCCUGUGCGAGAGUGCCGGACCAGGCCAGGUGAUCGAGACGGUGAGCGCGGUGGAUAAAGACGAGCCUCCCAGCGGCCAUCGCUUCUUCUUCUCCCUGACUGCCGAAGCUGCCGGGAACCACAACUUCACCCUGCGGGACAACAAAGAUAAUACAGCGUCCAUCCUGACCAAGCGUGGAGGAUUUCACAGGCGAGAGCAGCCACUGUACCAUCUGCCUGUACUGAUAGUGGACAGCGGGAGUCCGUCUCUCAGCAGCACCAACACUUUGUCCAUCCGGGUGUGUGAGUGUGACUCUGAUGGAGCUCCACAGGCCUGUGGCAACGAGGCUUUCCCCCUGACGGCCGGACUCAGCACCGGAGCGCUCACAGCCAUCCUGGCCUGCAUCAUGACGCUGCUCGUGCUUGUGCUGCUGAUCGUGACGGUGCGGCGGAGAAAGAAGGAGCCGCUGAUCGUGGACGACGAGCGUGACGUGCGUGAGAACAUCGUACGCUAUGACGACGAGGGCGGCGGAGAGGAAGAUACCGAGGCCUUCGACAUGGCGGCGCUGCGCCACCUGAACGCCACGCGGGAGAGUAAAACGCGACGUGACGUGACUCCUGACAUGCCUGCCGUACCCACCCUGUACCACACCCGCCCCCCGCCGUACAAAAUGGCCCCCGACAAUGGUGUUUUCCGCGAGUUCAUAUGGGAGCGUCUGAAGGAGGCGGAUGUGGACCCUUCGGCCCCGCCGUAUGACUCGCUCCAGACGUACGCCUUCGAGGGAAACGGCUCGGCGGCGCAGUCACUCAGCUCUCUCGAGUCGCUCAGCACCGACUCGGAGCACAACUACGACUUCCUGAGCGACUGGGGGCCGCGUUUCAAAAAGCUGGCCGAUCUCUAUGGCCACGGCGAAGCCAGCAACGUCUUCUCCUCCUAGCUGGAGGGUCGAUUCGCCGACAGAAAUGAAAACGAACAGUCACCGAGUGCCAAUGACUCACCGCUCCUCGAAGGAAGGCAGGAGGGACACGUUUUAUUCCGACAAAAAAGGAUGGUGAAAAAAAACGAAAAAAAACAAACAAAACAAGACAACAUAAAUGAACAACCAGUGACAAAUGCCAGAAAUGGCAUGAUUCCCCAAAAGAGGUGGGAGGAAGAAUAAAAAAUAUGGAACAUUCGUAUGUGGGAGGAGAAAUAUUGGCAUCGAUUUCCCUCCGAAACGUCGAUAAUCCUCUCCGAGGACAGAUUGUGGAUUCUUACAUUGUGGCACUUGGAUUUAAACCCACAAUAAGACGCCAGGCUCAGACACAGAAAGGAUGUAGCUGGGAUAAAAGGGCAGAGGGUGGAGGCGUGCGCGAGAGGCCUUCCUGGAAUUUGUUUAGCAGAGACUUUCAGCGGCGAGGCGGUGAUGAAUCAGAACAGUCCUGCCUGCCGAGCCAGAUCUGCUGCCUCGUAACCCGUGCUCUCCGAUGCUAUCUCAAUGUUUCUGUUCUCUCACAUAUUUCUAUGACUCACAGCUUCUUCUUCAGCCACAAAAAAAAGAAAAAAAAUCAAUAUGAAUUAAGUCGCCGAAAUACUCCCGAAAGACAUAUUGCCUUGUGAGGUAAUGCAACUGUCGCUGUGUAAAAUAUCUUUCAUCUGACAUCAGGCUUUAGUUUCAUCCGAAAUAAAGCAUCAGUGUUGAUGAAAAAUAGCCAAAACCACUGAUUUAGAGGAAAACAAAAGUGGUUUCCGUGUAUAAUAACGCUGACUCGGGAUGAGAUUGGAGUCGUUGCAGGUGUUCUUCGGCUCGGGGAAAAGUGUCUCGUUUGGUUUCUUUUGUGCAGCAGGAACGUUGAAACGGUGUGAAAUUGAAGGAUUAAACCUAUCCAUCACUCUCUCUCUCUCUCUCUCUCUCUCUCACUUUCUUUUCAACUCCGAAAAACAAAUGUGUUUGUAGUGUCAGGUUCUGCCUCAUGUACUGUGUACUGUAAGUACCUUCUGGAUGAUUAUUGUGCAACUUGUUUUUUAUGGUUUGGGUUUUUUUGUUUGUUUUAUUUUUAGCUUUUUUUCUACGUGAGACCAGCCAAGCUGUUGCAGACGUGAGGCGAACUGAAACGUUGUUAAUACACAAAAAUGUCCAUUCUGUCUUACAAGCUUCUCUCCUUUUCGAUUGUGACACGACAUGAAGACGUGAUUUGAAACUAUGCUUUGAAAUAUUCUUCAUAUACACCAUAAUUGAAAUAUGGACUUAUUUUGUACAGUCGUAAAACUAAAUAAAACAAAUGCACAGCUUCUUUUUAA
Messenger RNA from Hemibagrus wyckioides, 4441 nucleotides. It is a transcript of the gene cdh7a, whose product is annotated as cadherin 7a. Lineage: Eukaryota; Metazoa; Chordata; Actinopteri; Siluriformes; Bagridae. Gene Ontology annotation, molecular function: cadherin binding; calcium ion binding. The record is from RefSeq and is a predicted model, not a curated record. The transcript has 12 exons. Gene Ontology annotation, cellular component: plasma membrane; adherens junction; catenin complex. The coding region runs from base 678 to 3098 and encodes 806 amino acids. Gene Ontology annotation, biological process: adherens junction organization; cell morphogenesis; cell-cell junction assembly.